CUAACUUACUUAUUUACACCUUGAUCAAUUAGUCGCCACGCAAGGCUCAGUUGAAAUGGAAUAACACACGCUUUUGCCCCUGUUUGAUCCUCAACUAAGAAUUCAGCUCACAGAAAGCAACCCGUGGAAGAAAUCUUUUGACAUCGUCUAUACCUACACCCUAUACAUUUAUAGUUUCCAACUCAACUACGAACAGCCGUAUUACCAGCAACGCAUUUCCAAACUUACACCACACUGAUCGACCUUCUUACGUCGUCAUCAACCAUCACAUCUCAUCGUUUUUCAUCCGGAACCGAAAUGCAUUAUCGAACAAGACUAAAGAUAGAUCAGAGAUUUCAUCAACAUCCUUGCGGGUAGCAGUGUGCGCCCCAUUUUUGCAACAGAAUCGGCUUUAUCAAUUCACUAUCUGAGGUCAUAGAGGCUUCCCAAAACAUCGACUAUCAUACUGCAGCUGCAUUACUUGACCCCCCUUGCAUGGCGAGUUAAUUGGGUACAUUGUGCCUACGGAGGAUGAUCACCUCACGUGGCUGGCUUCGGCCUUUGGGUCGAAUUAUUAUGGCGGUGGUACCGCCAUUCAAUUUUAUCACUUUACACUAUACUUAUUUUAUCGUAACAUCAUUGAUCUGCAGUGUUAUAUUUUGGGGAGCUUCGAACCCGCUCCGUAGUAUUUCUUACGCUGAUGCGCUGUUUAUGUGUGUUAGCGCUAUCACAGGCGCUGGGCUGAACACUGUGGACCUAUCUUCAUUGAACACUUUCCAGCAAUCCAUCCUUUUCGUGCUCCUGAUGUUGGGACACGCUAUCCUCAUCUCGAUCACUGUUCUAUUUGUGAGGAAGAGGGCUUUUGAAUCGAAGUUCAAAGGCAUUUCAAAUAAAUUGGCUCAAGAUAGGGAGUCUCGUCCCACAUCUGAUUUGAACACUCCGCUAGAUGGAGCGGACUCCAAGGUUUCGAAUGUGCAGCCCUCAAACAUGGAUGCCAGUCAUGGCGACAAGGCACCCGGGCUGACUGAAGCCAGUCCCGUAGGGAACUCAACUGACUUGACCAGCGAUGACCAUAUACACUGGGCUGAAGACGAUCAGAUAACUAUUGGUGCACGAACACGCUUGCACCAUCAAAACCACCGAGUCUUCCCUAUGGUGGGCGUUGGUGCUCGGCUUGACCUGAAUAAUCAUCCGAAAGAUGCCACCCCAAACAUGCCUCUGCGAGAAGAGGUUGACAUAUCACGGCUGAAGGGCAUGAUCCAAGGGACGCAAAAGUAUUUCGCGUCCAGAGGCUUUGUCUCCCGAAACUCCCAGUUCUAUGGGCUCACCCCCGACGAACGCGAGAGACUUGGCGGAGUCGAAUACAAAGCAGUUUCGUUCUUGACAGCCAUAGUCGCCCUCUACUGGCUGAUGUUCUUGCUCAUCGGUAUGAUAGGCGUGGGAGGAUGGCUGGAAGCGAACCAUCCAGAUAUAUCUCGGGAAAACGGCCUGUCACCUUUCUGGACAGGCGCGUUCUUUGCAGUCUCUGCAUUUGUGAACAGCGGCAUGUCCCUUUUGGAUGCUAAUAUGACCGCACUGCAACAGAAUGUGUAUCCGCUCCUCACAAUGGGUUUGCUGAUUCUCGCCGGGAACACCCUCUAUCCCUGCUUCUUGAGGUUUAUAAUAUGGUCUAUGAGAUGCAUGAUUCCAGAGCGACCCGCGUGGAAUACAUGGAAAGUUACCUUAGACUUUAUCCUGGAUCAUCCAAGAAGGGUCUAUACAAACCUUUUCCCGAGACGCCAUACGUGGUAUCUGCUGGGAACCAUAAUUGUCUUGAAUGCCGUUGAUUGGGCCGGUUUCGAGAUACUCGCCAUCGGAAAUAAAGAAAUUGAGCAAUUGCCACCAGGUUAUCGAGUCCUGGAUGGUUUGUUCCAAGCGUUGGCUGUACGCUCUGGAGGAUUUUAUGUAGUAACCAUAUCCGGACUCCGACAAGGGUUACUCGUUUUAUACGUUCUCAUGAUGUACGUGUCGGCAUUCCCCGUGUUGGUGACCAUGAGAAACACCAACGUCUACGAAGAGCGUUCCCUGGGCAUCUACGCCCACGAUGACCCGGAAUCCGAAGCCGAAGGCCAAGCCAAACCAGGUCUCUUCAUGAGCCUCGUGCGACACCACCUCCUCGGACGCCAGGACGUCCCCGCCGCUGAAGCCUCGCGCAGCUACUUCGUCCACCAACAACUGCGUUCUCAACUCAGCCACGAUAUCUGGUGGAUCGCCCUAGCAGUCCUCUUCAUCUCUAUCGCUGAAUCGCCCAAUUUCAACCGCGAUCCUGUCAGCUACUCCACGUUCAACAUCAUCUUUGAAGUUGUCUCCGCCUACGGCUGCGUCGGCGUUAGCGUCGGCAUCCCUGGCAGGAACAGCUCCUUUUGCGGCGGCUGGCACACUAUCAGCAAAUUGAUAUUGGCGGCGGUUGCCCUCCGUGGGCGUCAUCGCGGUCUUCCUGUGGCUAUCGAUCAGGCUGUCAUGUUGCCGAAUGAUUCCCUCGCCUGGGCUGAAGAGGAAGAUGCUGCGCUGAGGCGUGAGAAAACUCGUACUUGGGGUGCGGACAGGAUGCCUGUUGGGGCUGUUUAAAAUUUGGGGACACCAUAUGCGCAUUGCCGUACAUUGCCUAUGUACCAUUGACACCACUGUGAAUUCUAUGUUUGGUGGACAUUGUGAUUUCGGUACGAUGUCGCAUGGGACUAUGGCACAGUUGUCGGUUUCCAUAUAAAGGUUUGUUGAUACAGAUUGGAAUUUUGUUUGAUUCAUCCUGUGUUUUGUCUGUCUUUUUUGAUAUGAUGUACUGUCUUUCUUGGCUUAUUGUGUUUGAGUUAUGCUUGUAUUAGUUUAUUUGUCUGUUAGUUUCUAAUGCAUAAAUAUAGAAUGUUUUCG
This is a messenger RNA of Aspergillus caelatus, 2886 nucleotides long. RefSeq names its product putative potassium transporter. Gene Ontology annotation, molecular function: high-affinity potassium ion transmembrane transporter activity. The record is from RefSeq and is a predicted model, not a curated record. Lineage: Eukaryota; Fungi; Ascomycota; Eurotiomycetes; Eurotiales; Aspergillaceae. Gene Ontology annotation, biological process: potassium ion import across plasma membrane; intracellular potassium ion homeostasis. The coding region runs from base 511 to 2586 and encodes 691 amino acids. The transcript is spliced from 6 exons. Gene Ontology annotation, cellular component: plasma membrane.